CGGGCGGCCUGCAGCCGCCGGGCGGCACCGGCUGCCACGGUGGUAAGAGUUCAUGGGUCGAUCCAGGCGGGCGGAGAGAGUGCCUUGCCGGUUCCAGCCGUUGCUGUUAACCCUUUGCUGUUUACCCCAUGACCGACAUCGUCUGCCCAGGCAAACGAGGUUGAUGAAAAGAUGGGAAAUGCAGAAAGCAACACCUACCGGAGUCACCUUUCCAGAUUUCUUCCUGAGGAGCAGUCUGACAUUGAUGGAGUAUUUGAUACCUUAUCAGGAUUAAGUGGUUCAGCUGGAACAAAAAAUGGCAAAGCUACAAAGAAAACUGUGACUCUAGCAGCACUACAGGCCUAUACACGGGAGCCGUUACCAGAGCAAAUGACUCUUCGGUUGUACAAUGGAAUGAAAAGUAUUGACCUGGCUGGGAAAUCCUCGGGGCUGGCUGAACAGAUUGCUAAGGAGCAGUUUGUAGUUUUUAUGUCAGACCUCUUAAAAGGGAAUGCAGAUGAGAAGAUUACCAUAAUAAUGAGAAUGAUCUCCAAGGUGGAAGGGCCUGUGAAAGGCAAACAAAUCCAAGAGUUCACAGAGGAUCUGAUCACAUCUGUAGUCCAUGUACUGAACUACAGGAAUGAACUGAAAGGCUGGAAUUUGGAGAACACUAGGGAUUCUGCCAGUGGAGUAAAGGCUCUGGCUUCUCAACUGCUCUCAGAACUGAAGCUGUCAGACGGAACAAAACCUGUGGGUCCCCAGCUGAUGGAGACAGAUUUUGAUCAAAGUGUCAUUGAGGAUUGGGUGUACAGAGUGCCACAGAUCUCAAUUUUCCUCAGUGCUGUUAUUAGGCAAGGCCUCCACGUUCUGCAUUCUCUCCCAGACCAAACCAAAGAUAUAGUCAACCUGGUUCCAAGCUGCAAAGGCAUCAAAGGAAGAAGACUUGUCAGUCUCUUUGACAUCCCAUCCAUCAUCUACAUCAACUCCCAUCUGCCGACGGAGCUACAGCACAAGUGGCAGCUCUUAUUUUCUUCCAGGCUUCAUGGAGAAAGCUUUUCACAGCUCUGUGGGCAUGUAGUGAAGAAAGGUCCCUGUGUAAUGAUCUUAAGGGACUUGGAUGGUUAUAUCUUUGGUGGGUUUGCAUCUCAGUCCUGGGAGGUGAAGCCACAGUUUCAAGGUGACAACAGGUGCUUUCUGUUUUCUGUUUUGCCCUCUCUUGCUGUGUACACAUGCACAGGGUACAAUGACCACUACAUGUAUUUGAACCAUGGCCAACAAACAAUGCCAAAUGGACUUGGCAUGGGUGGACAGCAUGGCUACUUUGGGCUCUGGAUAGACAGCGACUAUGGGAAGGGACACAGUAAAGCAAAACCUCGAUGUACCACCUACAACAGUCCCCAGCUGUCAGCCAAAGAGGACUUUACGCUGGAUGUCGUGGAAGUUUGGGCAGUGGGAGACCAGCCUGAGAGCACAGGGGCUAAAGGUAAGAGUAUCUUGGAUGUAGAUCCAGAGGCUCGGGCUUUUUUGGAAAUGACUGGGAAGUGUCGUCAGAGCGAAGGUCUGCGAGAACCCGUUGAAGAGGAUGAUGAUGAUGAUGAUAAAGAAUCACAGUAAAGAGAAAAUCCCCCUUUUUUUUAAGCUCCUGAAUGCUAAUGUUCCUUGAACAGGAUAUUUGCCCACUCUGACAUCUACCUGAUUAUCUGGGACAAAACCUAAGCCUCAUACUUAUGCAAUAUUUAAGUCCAUCCAAUACUACCUGAAAGGUUUUGUCUGGGGAGGGCAGCAAAAUUCAGUAGGUGCUUAAUCAUUUGACAUUUCUAAGUUCCAGUUCAGUAUGAAUUCAUCACCAUGCCUGAUAGAUCCUGCCUGCAUACAGAAUUAAAAACAAAGGAGUUACUGACAGUAACUUACUGACCUGGAGAGUUGGUACCCAUCUCUAUAAAGACUGCUCAUGACACUGAUUAAGGUUCUUAUACAUCAGCUGCAUACUUAUUUGCAUGAAUGGAAUUAGUCAGUGAAGCUUGCAGAUUGUAAAGAUAUCUUACAGAGGUAAAGAUAGAAUAAUCCAUGUGGUUCCAUAGGAAGGAUGCUAUUAAUUUGCAGUGGUCCAGUUAAAGCAUGAAAUUUUAUGUUCUCUGGGCUGCAAGAUGUACAGAAAGCUAUGUAUGCAGCAUCCAGUUUUGUAGUACUGCACUACACUUAAGUAAAAUGCACUAAAGAGGUUUCUGUAGAAAUUUCCCUGUUACUGGAAAUCAUUCAGCCAUGUUAGUCCUAAGAAUGUGCCAUACCUCCAGCAGAAAUUCCAUAGGGAAGCUACCUUCUUUUGUAGCCUCACCUGAGAAUGAAGUAGAAGAUCAGAUUGUAAAAGGGAUUAAGCAAGAAACAUCCAAAAAGCAUCCACAGUUCAUGGAGAAUACUAUCUCAGGUACCAUGUUAAAAAACAACAAUUAGGAUUCUGUUUGUAACAUUAAAAGUCUGCUAUGCAUUUUACUUCCACAUAGAAUCAUAGAAUGGUUUGGGUUGGAAGGGUCCUGUAAAGUUCAGACAUCUCAACAUCUCCAGAAAGCAUUUGUCAGCAAUGGAUUUCACUGUGAUGUAAACAUCUCUCAAUCACUUCUAUGCAGCUGUGAUCAAACUGCAAAGCUUAACACUCCUGCUGAGUCAUCUUCAUUCUUAUGGGCCAGUGAAAGCCACUUCUUUCCCCAUGAAAUCCAUCCACUACUGUGCAACAGAUCCCGUUAGCCUUCUGCUUUGCUCCUAUUAGUCACAUAGAUACCAGAAUCUCACUGCAGUGUCUGGCAAAAGCUGACAGCUGAAGCUUGGCACUUCAGCUCUCUGCACUGACAGCUCCCUACCUUUUCCUUGAGAGUCUUGCUGAGUAUCUGAGUCUAGAAACACUGUAGACUGACUACAGGAAGAGAAGUGCUGGUAAAGCAGGUCUUUUCCACUCUUCUAAUUCAAUAUAAAAGGAUAGGUCUAAAUUAAGAGUCUCAUUCAGGUACUUUUCAGUAACAUUUUAAAACAGAUUUUAUUAAUAAAAAUCAUUUUGAUGUAAAUAAAUAAAAUCUCAUUUUAUGCACAAUAGA
This is a messenger RNA of Pogoniulus pusillus (Red-fronted tinkerbird), 3065 nucleotides long. RefSeq names its product MTOR associated protein, eak-7 homolog (gene MEAK7). The coding region runs from base 172 to 1593 and encodes 473 amino acids. Gene Ontology annotation, biological process: TOR signaling. The record is from RefSeq and is a predicted model, not a curated record. The transcript is spliced from 9 exons. NCBI's taxonomy places the organism in Eukaryota, Metazoa, Chordata, Aves, Piciformes, Lybiidae.